This is a messenger RNA of Cynara cardunculus var. scolymus (artichoke), 1971 nucleotides long. RefSeq lists its product as uncharacterized. Lineage: Eukaryota; Viridiplantae; Streptophyta; Magnoliopsida; Asterales; Asteraceae. The record is from RefSeq and is a predicted model, not a curated record. The coding region runs from base 378 to 1820 and encodes 480 amino acids. The transcript is spliced from 14 exons.
AGUCCAAUCCAGUCUUGUUGUACUGGAUGAUUCAGCGUCUCUCACCCAGAAAAAUCCUUGAUUGAUUUCAGUACACUUCCUUCUUCUGCAUCUACUCAAGUGAUCCAUAAUCUGAUACGCAUCUGACUGACUGACUUCAGCUUAGGUUUCUUGGGGGGUUCGUUUCUCCUCCGCCCUAGUUCCUUCCCUUGGGCGGAGCUGACCGGUUCUCUACUACUUUCCUCCUCAAUAUGAUUGAUCAGUUCAUCAAUUUUGUCAUUCGACCACCCAGCUGAGUCAAAACAUUUGGUACAAAAGCUGAGUUUACGUUGUAUGAGGAGUAGGCUAUAUCACAUAUGGAAGUGGGGGAUCUUUUUACCCUCUAGUGCAUAUACUGCAUGUUCACACGCAGCCUCUUCUUUAAUGGAGGGCCGAAUAUAAUCCUGAACAAUAUUUAUGGGAAAAAGACUUCACUCUUGCUGGAAGGAAAUUCAGAAGACAAGACCUGGAGGCAACUCAGGAACGGUAGAGGGCAUACCUUGAGGUGUAGCCAUUACAUGCCUUCAUCCUUCCCAGAUGACACAUCUCUUCCUUGUGUUAUAUAUUGCCACGGAAACAGUGGAAGUAGGGCAGAUGCAAAUGAGGCUGCUGCAAUUCUUCUACCAUCAAACAUUACUGUAUUCACUCUUGAUUUUUCGGGUUCAGGGUUAUCUGAUGGCAAUUAUGUCAGCCUUGGUUGGCAUGAGAGUAAUGACCUAAAGGUUGUAGUGUCGUAUCUGAGAAGCAAUGAACAAAUAUCUCGCAUUGGUCUAUGGGGACGCUCUAUGGGUGCAGUUACCAGCUUACUCUAUGGCGCAGAAGAUCCUUCUAUAGCUGGAAUGGUGUUGGAUAGUGCUUUCUCUAACUUAUUUAAUCUAAUGAUGGAACUGGUGGAUGUGUACAAAAUUCGGCUUCCUAAGUUUACGGUGAAGGUCGCUCUGCAAUACAUGCGUCGAAUGAUUCAAAAGAAGGCAAAAUUCGAUAUCAUGGACAUUAAUGCCUUGAAGGUUGCACCAAAAACAUUUAUUCCUGCUUUAUUUGGACAUGCCAAAGGUGACAAGUUUAUACAACCCCACCACUCAGACCUCAUCUCUAAUUCCUAUGCGGGUGAUAAAAAUAUGAUAAAGUUUGAGGGCGAUCACAACUCAUCUAGGCCACAGUUUUAUUAUGACUCGGUAUCCAUAUUCUUUCACAACGUUCUUCACCCUCCGACAGUAUCACCAGCUUGUUCAGGCAAAUAUGAAAAAUAUUACGAUCUGGGAGAUCUUCAGGUUGAUGCUGGUAUAGAAGAGAGUCUAUUCUAUGAGAUGAUAGCCGGCCAACCUUUGGGUAUAGAUGCAGCAAGCACUUCAUCCGCCCCACCUAGCAUUUUAACCACAGACUCAGUUGGGGAUUUUCUUCCUCGAAUUAUACAAGUUAGAAACUCCCUGGUGAAUGAUGUAAAUUCAGAUAAUGCCCACGAACGAUCGCAAUUGCAGGACAAGCCUAGUGGUCAAACCGAAGAGUGUUGUUCUUAUACAAGCUCAACUAGAGAGAGCUGGGGAAGAUGUUCCUCUUUGGGCAGUGAUGGUGAACCUUUUCCAGAUUGCACCACAUCGAACAACAAUGAUCUGGUAACAUUGAAGGUGCUUGCAACACCUCUUCGAACCACUCAACAUGCAGCUGCAGAUGUGGAGAGGGAAAAGAAGAAAGGUGCAAAGAAAUCUGGACGUGACAAGUUCGAAAAACUAGAGGCCCUUAGUCAGCGUCUGCGCCUUUGUAUUCUGAAACGUGUCAAGCAUAGGAGGAAUCAUUCAUCCUGAUGAACUUUGUAAAAUAUAUGUAACCACAAUACGAGAUUGAUUAUUAUGUAGGUCAUGGGUUUGGUUUUCCAAUUUGCUUGUCUUCUUUAACAUCCCCCUUAACAUGUAAGAGAACCAGAAGUGAAAUAUGAAGAGCAAUUUUGCAUUACCA